Pseudomyrmex gracilis is the source of this 3162-nucleotide messenger RNA. RefSeq names its product transmembrane and coiled-coil domains protein 2 (gene Dmtn). NCBI's taxonomy places the organism in Eukaryota, Metazoa, Arthropoda, Insecta, Hymenoptera, Formicidae. The transcript is spliced from 11 exons. The record is from RefSeq and is a predicted model, not a curated record. The coding region runs from base 1177 to 2973 and encodes 598 amino acids. Gene Ontology annotation, cellular component: endomembrane system.
AGAAAGAGAGAGAGAGAGAGACAAAGACGGCGCGACUCUGGUGUCGCGAUAUUCCGCGAGGGUAGAGGAAAGUUUUGUAAGAGAGGAGACGAGGAGAGAGUCAAGCGGCACGUCGUCGACGCCCCUCCGUUUCGCGUUGACAUUGACCGAUUCGGAGUAAAAGAAAAGAAAAAAAACGCAUCUCGACUCGCGAAGUGACACACGAUCGCGCUCAGAAUGCACCCGUCAUCCGCGACGUCUGUUUAUACGCGCGUCGUCACUCGAUAAGAUUCACGCCCGGGAAGGAUUUUGUUUGUCGCAUCACAGUCCGCCGCGUCUGGACGAACCUCCUCCUCCUCCUCCUCCUCCUCCGUCGUCGUCGUCCCGAACGUGCGUCGAUUCGCAAUCGCACGCCUCCGCGCCGCGGAGUUGGCGUGUUUACUUUCGUGGAUCGUCAUCUGUGCGCCGAAUGUGACACACGUUUUAAAGGACGAAAUCCGUCGCGCGAGAGACGCGAUCGCAUUUAGAGCCGGUUGCGACAAUGUCGUUUUUUAGGUGCGCAACGAUGUGCCAAAUUUAAUUCUCUUUCGGAGAGCGGGAGAGAGAGAGAGAGAGACGGAGAGAAUCUUAUUUUCUCGCGCUCUUGCGAAGAACCUCCUCCUCGAGUUAUGACACAGAUAAAGCACACGGCCUCGCAAACGAGAGCAAGAAACAGCUAACUGGAGUUUAAUUAGCGCGUGCACGUCGAUGUGACUGGCUAUCUUUGUAAUCUUUUGGGCUUUGUGUGUUUACGCGCGGGGAGAUAUCUUCGCGAGAUUUUUUUCUCUCCGCUUUACGAAGAGUUGUGUGGAUCUUGUGUUUUGUGCGAGAAAAAAAAACGCGCGGUAAGAAUUUGUGUACACAAACGACAUUUGCAAAAUCUAUUGUUGUCUGUGUAAAACUCGCGCUAUUAAUACGAGCCUGUGUAUGUGUGUGUGUGUGUGUGUAUGUGUAUGUGUGUUUCGCAUUGAUACCGCAUGCUGGAUAUUGCCCGCGGACUGUCACUUCGGAUUCGCGUGACAAGGUCCGCGUCGCGCUCUUUCUCUCUCUCUCUCUCUCUCUCUCUCUCUCUGUCGCGCGACAAGGAAACGAAGUUCAGGUUCGAUGUGAACUCGCUGAAACGAAAUAAUAAAUGACAACCAAUUUUAAAGAGAAGUUAUGGCAAGCUUGAUGGUGAACACUUCCAGUAAAAACAGCUCACGCAGUGGUUCUCCUAGUAGAGCAACGUCAACGUCUCAACUUCAUCAGCAACAGACAACGGCAAGCGUGGAUCAUACUCCAAGACUGCGUAAUGUUUCAAUUUCUCAAGCCGGCGAGGGUAGCACAGGCAGUGGAAGUAGUGGUGGUGGCGGCGGUGGUGGCGGUGGCGGAAGCAGUCUCAACAUGAAGGGAAGCGGUAGACAAAGAUCGCCCGGCAAUUUAAUGCGCAUGGGAGAUGCCAUGGAUGAACCAAGUAAUACUUCAAACACUGCCGAGCCAGAUGAGUUUGUGCCAAAUAUUCAUCCACCGACUGAUGAUGAAGGAGAACAAUACACAACUCAAUCGUUCGUCUACACGACUCAAUCGUUCCUAUCAAAUGGUUCUUCUGAAUUGAUAAGCGACGAUGUUGACUCCAGCGCGACACGAGUUCGUCAAGCUAUCGAACACAUUCAAAGUAAAAUCGCAAAGACGAAAGAACAAAUAAGAAUAGAACAAACUACUCGCGAUGAAAACGUCAAUGAAUAUUUAAAACUGGCCGCUAACGCGGACAAGCAACAGUUAACUAGGAUUAAAACGGUGUUCGAGAAAAAGAAUCAAAAAUCAGCGCACAGUAUUUCACAGCUACAAAAGAAGUUAGAUAGCUAUACGAAAAAAUUAAAAAAUUACGAGAUGAACGGCGCGCCGACGAGUCACAGACAACCGAGAGAGAUGUUGAGAGAUAUGGGACAAGGACUCAAAAAUGUGGGGGGAAACAUCAGGGAUGGAAUCACUGGUUUUUCAGGAACUGUAAUGUCUAAACCGAGGGAAUUUGCUCAUCUUAUCAAAAACAAAUUUGGAAGUGCUGAUAAUAUAAAUACACUGUCACAUGGCUCGACUUUUUAUGUAAACGAUACAACGCAUGCAGGUAAUGGUGAUAACGCUAGCGUUGAAGACGCUGAUAAAACUCAUCACGGAUCGGCUACACUCCCAGGCGGAUGCAGCCUAGGAUCUACCCAGAGCGCGGCGGCUAUGAAGUUCCCGUCUGAAGAGGGCUCGGAAUGUUCUAGCGUGACCAGCGAAAGCGGCCCUGGUAGUCGGGGACAGCCACACGCGUGUCACAGUAAUAACGCAGUCAUGAGUCUAAAAUCGAUUUUCGCAGAACUGCAGGAACACCGAGAAAACCUCGACCGAAUGAGAGAGAAGUUAGAUAGCGUAAAGACGUUACAGCAGGAAGUGACAUAUCUUUCCCACUCACUCCAAGAAGAACGCUUCAGAUGCGAACGUUUAGAAGAACAGAUCAAUGACUUAACAGAAUUGCAUCAAAACGAAGUAGAAAAUUUGAAGCAAACUAUUACGGAUAUGGAGGAAAAAGUUCAAUAUCAAAGCGAGGAUAGACUACGUGAUAUACACGAGAUGUUAGAGAGUUGUCAGACCAAGAUAUGCAAAAUGGAACAUCAGCAACAACAACAUCAACAAUACGUGACGUUAGAGGGUCUCGACAACAGCAAUGCGAGAGCAUUGGCAGUAAAAUUGAUAAAUGUACUAUUAACAGUAUUGCAAGUUAUUUUGCUCCUUGUUGCGACAGGUGCUGGUAUUAUGAUGCCUUUUCUCAGAACUAGCUGUACUAAGCCUCAUUGUUUCAUGUGCAGGGUGCGUAUAUUAACAACAACGUUUGUUGUAUUGGGUAUAGUAUUUGUGCUGAAACAAUGGCCUGAGGUGCACGAUGUCGGUAGCCACCUCAUGCGCCAUCUCAAACAGACUCUCGCCAUGAAGUAGCACUGGUGGAAUACUUAAAUUUAAUUUUGUUCUCAAAACCCUGUGAUGAAGUUGGGCUGCAUUAAAAAUUGAUUAAAACUGCACCUGUUUGGUCAGUGUUGUAGCAUUGGAGCAAUAAUAAUAGUAUGUAUAUGUGUAAAUAACUUUAUUUGUAUCUUUGGGUUGUUUAAAUUUAUUAUUAUUAUUAUU